This is a messenger RNA of Adineta ricciae, 669 nucleotides long. The record is from the annotation of a GenBank genome assembly. Lineage: Eukaryota; Metazoa; Rotifera; Eurotatoria; Adinetida; Adinetidae.
AUGGAUCGAUUGAAAGAACUAUUUCAUACGAAAACACCAAAAGAAAUCAUGCAGGAAAACAAACGAGCGAUUCGACGUGCACGACGUGAGCUUGAGCGUGAGAAAAAUCGUUUGAACAAUGAGAAAACACGAAAUGAAAAUGAAAUUCGAAAAUUAGCUGCCAAAGGCGAACAGAAAGCUCUACGUACUUAUGCAAAAAACAUUGUCAAUCAACGUAAUCAAAUCAAUAAACUAGGUGCUAUGGACGCCACAUUGUCGACAUUAGAAUCUGAAGCUUCGUCAAUGAAUGCCCAAAUGACCAUGGCUGGUGUUAUGGUUAAAACAACCAAAACUUUAGCAAGAUUGAAUCGAAUGAUGCCGUUAGCUGACUUUCAAAAGACCAUGCAGAUGUUUGAACAAAACAUGACUGCAAAUAACAUCAAACAGGAAAUGAUGAAUGAUGCUAUGGAUGCCGCUUUUGAAGGUGAUGAUGAUGAAGAAGCCACUGAAGAACUUGUCGACCAAGUGCUUAAUGAACUUAAUAUAACCAUGGCGAAUCAAAUUCCAACGGCACAAAAUGGCGCUAUCGGUGGUCGUGUUGCUAAUCCGGGACAAGGCCAACAAGCACAAGCAGUAUCGACUGCGGAUGCGGAUUUGGAGGCUCGUCUGGAAGCAUUGCGUCGAAAUUAA